UGCUUAUUAUUUCCUGACGGUGGUCGCGGUGGUUGCGUGGUUUGGGGUUCCUCGCUUCUAUUGCCGUUCGACUGCGCUGCUUUCAGCCUCGCGUUCUGGUCACUCAACGUCUUUCUAGUGUACGACCGCGCCCCCUGUCAACUGUCCAACCGGCAACAGCACCUGAUUGCAAUCAACAACACGCUGGUUUAUCAGGCUCGACGGAGACAAGACCUCGACAUCCUUGAAGCAUUCCGUGUUGUGACGACCAGUGGAUUCUCAACUUGAUUUACGCCUGGACCCAUAUUCGCUCCAGCGGUAACCAAUUAUUCUCCUCUUUUCCCGGUCGUGAGCUGGUCUCAAGUUUUGUCGGCGUGCAAGCAGCCAGAUAGUUACCUUCCCUCUCAGCGCGUCCGGUAGUGUAGUGUGUGUGUCACCCGGUAUCCCAGGUUAGCCAUGUCUGUCACUGCAACCAUGCAUCCUCAGGCAGUAAACCGCUUCAACAACAACAACAACAACUCUCUUGUUGGUAGCAGCACUCCUGACUGUGACUUGCCAUUGUCCAAGGAGAAUCCUCUUCAGUGCCCACACUGCGGCACCAAGCUGGCCAACCAGGCACGCUUGCUCAAGCACAUGCAGCGUCACCGCGUACGCAGCGACGUCAAGUGUCUGGAAUGCAGCGCCGUGUUUGUGGAUGACGACUGCCUGCGUGACCACAUGCGCAGUGAGCACAUCCAUUACAGCUCAUCCUCUCCAUCCACCAGCAGCAGCUCGGAGAGUGACUACGACGCUUCUUUCAAGCAGAGAGUAGCGCACCGCAGAGCACGACGAUUCCGUUCAGCUUCUCGCAGCAGCAACAUGCUCCGACUCAACAUCACGGCUAAACCCAUCCAUGCUGCGAUGACCACCCCUCCUCUCACUCCGGACAAUGAGGCCGUUCGCCAAUGGCCUGAGCCUCCUCUCACUCCGGAAAAUGAAGAAGACAGGUCCAGGUUUGGCCAGUGGCCGACCGCUCCGCCCAUGAAUGAAGAUACGACCCAGGUCAGUGAACCACCGCAGAACAAGCGGCGAAAGCACUCGUCCAACAGUGACACUUCUCUGAGCGCCGCAGAGAAGCAGUCAGACGAAGAAACCAUCCCACCUCCACCAGCGCAGACAAUGAGCAUUCUCGAGCAGCUGCUGCGAAGAAAGACAGUGCUCCCUGUUUUAACCAGUACAGUAACCCCGAUUGUGACGCCGUGUGAGUAUAGCGUGCAGGCAAUGCCCUGCAACACUCCCUACCAGCCGAAUGUGUACCAGCGGCCGACGACCAUCUUCCUCGCACCACAAUACCAAGCACAGUUCUCUCAAGCACUCUCUCCGGACAAUGUACAACGCCAGCAGCAGCAGCAGCACUACCAGCCAGCGCAGCCAUAUCACUUCACGAGCCCGUCUCAUCCCCACAAGGCGACGCCGAUGGAGCUGAUCGCGCAGUCGUUCACCAACCAAAUAAGUCAGGGUUCACUGGAAAAGCGGCAAAGCUUUCAGAUGAUGGAGAGGAACUUGGUGUGUGAACACUGCGACAAGCGCUUCCUCUACAAGUGCAACCUUGCUCGCCAUCUCAGCGCCAUCCACAAUGAGCGCACGGUGAAGAGCGAGAAACCAUCCGCUGGCCGUUCGCCACGCUCUCCGUUCAAAGUUGGUCCGGCAAGAGAAGCUGUUGUGACCGAGAAGAAGGAGAUCGUCUUCUACAAGUGUGACGUGUGCAACCGCUCGUUCACUCAGAAGUCAUCGUUGGUUCUGCACCAGCAAGUGCACAAGGCCACUGAGACAUCCUACAACUGCUCGCUCUGCCCCAAGAUGCGCUUCAGCUCGCGUGCCCGCCUCGAAGCGCACUUUGCACGCCACACAAGUGCCAACGCCGCUGCAACCUCCGGUAAACGUACCUCUGCACCGCAGAGUGACGAUACAGAGCAGGCUCUAUCCUCACCCAGCGAGUGCAGCAGCAGCAGCAUCAACAGCAGCAGCUCUGAUUUGUCGCCGCUACCAACCAGGUCCUGUGCCGACGCUACUCCAGUCUCAAGUCCUGAGUUCCCAUCUGUGUCCGUACAGCGAAUCCAAACGGGCAGCAUGACGGCUUCACAGGGAUACCGCAUAGAAUCCGAUUCCUGCGAUGAAUUGCACGACCCUUAUCGUUUGGUCAUUGUUGACUAAGCUCGGUCAUGAAUUUCUCGUGCAUGACACACAUUCUCUUCUCUUCAUCUGGUCUUGCCAUGGCAAUGAAUUUAGAGAUGUGGAGAGUUCAGUAAUAUAAUAUAAUUUACUGCCUCUACCUGGAUGCCUACAUCGAGUAACCAGGUCAAACUAGCCAACUUGAAAUAGAUCUCAACAGUACGCUUAUCCUCCACUUCUCCCAAUAAUGACGGUGAGUGGAUAGUUCCGCCGAUCCAGACUACUGGGGAAAUAGCAAUUCCUUUCAGUGGUGGCUGUCAUUGCAUGUACGCAUACACUUACAGCUCUGAGUCUUAUGGGCACUCUAUACUUCUCUCCCUUUCCAUCUCCCUCUCCCCAUCUCUCCCGGUAUGUCCGUCUGUCUGCCUGUGGGCCUGUCUGUCUGUCUGUCUCUAUCUAUCUAUCUAUCUAUCUAUCUAUCUAUCUAUCUAUCUAUCUAUCUAUCUAUCUAUCUAUCUAUCUAUCUAUCUAUCUAUCUAUUUAUCUGUCUGUCUGUCUGUCUGUCUGUCUGUCUGUCUGUCUGUCUGUCUGUCUGUCUGUCUGUCUGUCUGUCGGUCUGUCUGUCUGUCUGUCUGUCUGUCUGUCUGUCUGUCUGUCUGUCUGUCUCUAUUUUCUUUCUCUAUUCUCUCUCUCUCUCUCUCUCUCUCUCUCUCUCUCUCUCUCUCUCUUUCUCUCUCUCUUUUUUUGUUUGUUUCCCUCUCGACCCCCGCCCCGCUCCCCUCUCUGUCACUCAUACUCACACAAAGUCACAUAAACAUGAUCUGGCACUUUUCAUGUUUUAAUUGUGUUAAUUAAACACUGCCGAUAAUGAGUAACUCUUAACACAUGUUUCUAAUACUUGAGUGUGUUAAUUUUUAUAGUCAUACAACCCAAUCGCCUUUUCUUUUUGCGGCAGCCAAAUAUUGUCAGCGUCCUUUCUUCUAACUAACUUCCCCCUUUUCUCGGCCCCGACAAGGAAACGCAAUAAAUAGGGAAGGUGUUGUCACUGAUUCCAGUGUACAUCCCUUCAGCGAUAACAAUCUUCCAACUCAACCGAGAUAAUACCCCCCCCCUUUUUUUCUUUGAAUUAAUAGUGAUUCCCUUCCGAACAUGGUCACGCUUCGGGCCUGUUAAAAACCAAACCUAAUUAUUGCUUUUUUUUCUGCACAUGCUAAUCCUAGCGCUCUUGACCAAGAGCAGAAUGCGCUUUGUCCAUUGGCUGGAGCUUUACUUUUAUGACCUUUCCAUCCAUCGAUGCUUUCGCGAAACAUCAACUGUACUUUUCGACGAUUAAAUCUAGUGCUAAGUUUCCACCACGAGAUAGCCUGUAAUACGCACUCACGAACUCCUGCAGCCCGUUUCGCGGCUGCCAUUAUGCCUACCGGUUAGAUUCUAUUAUGUUGUCCGUGUUGCCCAUAUUUACGAAUUGCAAAUAUUCUCCCCCUCCUUACGUCGGCUAAUGAGUGUUCUGUUGCUGUCUGUAGCGCCGAAUAACACCUCGUCCUUAAGUUAUCCAAAAUGAUCUUGUCAUUACUCUCAGUUGUUUUUUGUCUGACAGGCUUUAUGCCGCUAUAACGAUCCAUUUGCGUGCAAUGGAAACUUUCCUCAUCCCUGUCACACACAAUUGUCUUGGCUGUUGCUGAUUUUAUUGCCAAUGUGCUGUCAAGUGGAGGGAAAACUUAUUUUCUUUUUCAAAUCCGUUCACCUGCUUAAUAGUUAAGUCAUACUAUUCCUUUGCUGCAAUAGUUAGCUUUGCUUCAUGGAUGAUUUACUUGAGUCAAUGAGCAUAUUGAUCGGA
Sycon ciliatum is the source of this 3967-nucleotide messenger RNA. Its product is annotated as zinc finger and BTB domain-containing protein 20-like. The coding region runs from base 436 to 2172 and encodes 578 amino acids. Gene Ontology annotation, biological process: regulation of DNA-templated transcription. The record is from RefSeq and is a predicted model, not a curated record. The transcript is spliced from 4 exons. Lineage: Eukaryota; Metazoa; Porifera; Calcarea; Leucosolenida; Sycettidae. Gene Ontology annotation, molecular function: RNA polymerase II cis-regulatory region sequence-specific DNA binding; DNA-binding transcription factor activity, RNA polymerase II-specific.